Molecule: messenger RNA, 560 nt
Organism: Cryphonectria parasitica EP155
Lineage: Eukaryota; Fungi; Ascomycota; Sordariomycetes; Diaporthales; Cryphonectriaceae
Exons: 1
Source: RefSeq, a predicted model, not a curated record
AACCACUCUUUCUUCGACAGAGUGAACCGUCAGCCAGAAAGGCGUGGCCGCUACUGUGUGCGGGCGUCGACCAUGAGGUCAGACUACCCAUGGAGAUGGCUGUACAUAACGUUGCACCCUUAGCAUGUGAGGAUCCAAGAGACACAAUUUACGGGGUCUUGGCCAUGAUUGAUUGGCGUGGGGAGCAGCCGCUACAGCCGGACUACACCAAAGACAGAUUCGAUCUCGCUCUGGAAGUAUUGCAAAGGCUGCGGAGCGACUCUAGCAUCAGCGACGGCUGGCAUCCCCUCGAUACGGCGUUGACCGUUGUUAGAAAUCUUAAACUCACCAUCGACCCGCCCGAUGAAUUGGUGCAGGCAGCCCGGAUCAGGCACAAGCUUGAAGAUGACCCCGCUGACAGCGACCGAGAGAGCUCGAGUGCAUGGCUCUCCAAGUUCUUGGGGUGUCGCCUCGAGCAUGACGGCUUACAAUGGCGUCCUUGGACGUCCUUGCGCGCAUUUCGCGCAUUCCAAGGGCCUCAGCUCAUCAUACAGCAAUGGCCAGUCUACAGCCCGGCGCUU